CUUCAAGCUUGGCUUUCAGCUCACCUCACGCUCUCCUCGCGUUCUCACGUGAAGAGGUUAUCUACUUAAAUUGUCCCUUCAGUGUAUUGGAGAAUCUAACCAUCGCAGUCGACAAGCCAUAACGGACAAGUGCCUUUCAUCCCCAUAACAAGCAUUCAAACUAGUAACUCGCAAUGUUCGCUCCGCUCAGAGCUGCCCUCCCAAGGGCAUCAUCAUUCCCACCAGCAGUAUCCCUCUACAAAACCCAACUCAGAGGAUACAUCCAACAACGACCCCAGCAACAACCAUCACCAACUGCCGCCUUCUACAGAACCUUCACACGCCCCGUAGCCAAGUGCGCUCUCCUCGCCGUACUAGUCUACCAGCUCGUCUAUUUUGGUUGGACCAAGCUGGAGGUGGAGGAGCUCAAGCAAGAGCGGGAAGCUGAAAUUAUCAAGCUUGAAGCACAAAUCAGGAGUUUACAGGCUGCUCAGGCUGCUGCUGAGGCUGCAGAGGCUAGGGGUGCGGCUAGUGCGAGUGAUAGUGUGCGAAGUAUAAGCGAUGGGAAUGGUGAUGAUAGGAAGCAGGAGGCAAAGGCGCGAGGGAGUUGGUGGAGUUGGAGGUGAAAUGGUUUUGAGAGGCAAUGGAGUUAAGCUGGUGGGCGAGGUGUGAGCGUGGGACAUUGGCAGUUUUAGCUGAGGGGUGUGGUUGAGUUGGACUCAGAAAUAAGUCUGCAGGGGUCCUCGAGGCUGGGUGCCGAUUUAUGACAUGUAAGCAAGCACAGCAAAGACGACUUCAGAAUCUGUAUCAUAGCUCACCUGUAGAUGAAGAACAUGACAUGCAAAGGGUUAUCA
Messenger RNA from Chaetomium strumarium, 833 nucleotides. RefSeq lists its product as uncharacterized. Bases 174 to 605 code for a protein of 143 amino acids. The transcript is spliced from 3 exons. Lineage: Eukaryota; Fungi; Ascomycota; Sordariomycetes; Sordariales; Chaetomiaceae. The record is from RefSeq and is a predicted model, not a curated record.